This is a messenger RNA of Eucalyptus grandis, 1331 nucleotides long. Its product is annotated as guanine nucleotide-binding protein subunit beta-like protein. Gene Ontology annotation, cellular component: nucleus; cytosol. The record is from RefSeq and is a predicted model, not a curated record. NCBI's taxonomy places the organism in Eukaryota, Viridiplantae, Streptophyta, Magnoliopsida, Myrtales, Myrtaceae. Gene Ontology annotation, molecular function: translation regulator activity; protein kinase C binding; ribosome binding. Gene Ontology annotation, biological process: rescue of stalled cytosolic ribosome; positive regulation of protein phosphorylation. The transcript is spliced from 3 exons. The coding region runs from base 116 to 1099 and encodes 327 amino acids.
CGCCCCCCAUCCUCGCGCCUCCUCUCAGUCUCUUCUCUUCCUCUCCGUCGCCGCUCUCUCUCUCCUCCUCCUCCUCCUCCCGCAGCAGCAGAGAAACCCUAAUCGAAGAGCAGACAUGGCGGAGGGGCUGCACCUGAAGGGGACGAUGAAGGCCCACACGGACAUGGUGACGGCGAUCGCCGUCCCCAUCGACAACGCCGACAUGAUCGUGACCUCCUCCCGCGACAAGUCCAUCAUCCUCUGGCACCUCACCAAGGAGGACAAGGUCUACGGCGUCCCCCGCCGCCGCCUCACCGGCCACUCCCACUUCGUCCAGGACGUCGUCCUCUCCUCCGACGGCCAGUUCGCCCUCUCCGGCUCCUGGGACGGCGAGCUCCGCCUCUGGGACCUCGCCACCGGCGUCUCCGCCCGCAGGUUCGUGGGCCACACCAAGGAUGUGCUCUCGGUGGCCUUCUCCAUCGACAACCGGCAGAUUGUGUCGGCGUCUCGCGACCGCACGAUCAAGCUGUGGAACACUCUGGGAGAGUGCAAGUACACCAUUCAGGAAGGUGAGGCUCACAAUGAUUGGGUGAGCUGUGUCAGGUUCAGUCCCAACACCCUUCAGCCAACCAUCGUGUCCGCAUCUUGGGACCGCACUGUGAAAGUGUGGAAUUUGACCAACUGCAAGCUGAGGAACACCCUGCAGGGGCAUUCUGGCUAUGUGAACACCGUGGCUGUGUCUCCUGAUGGGUCACUUUGUGCGAGCGGUGGCAAGGAUGGAGUGAUAUUGCUUUGGGACUUGGCAGAAGGGAAGAAGCUGUACUCACUGGAGGCUGGUGCCAUUAUUCACUCACUUUGCUUCAGUCCAAAUAGGUACUGGCUCUGCGCAGCCACAGAGAACAGCAUUAAGAUCUGGGAUCUGGAGAGCAAGAGCAUUGUCGAGGACUUGAGGGUUGAUUUGAAGAAUGAAGCUGAUAUGAGUGAUGGAACUACGGGGGCCAUGAGCUCAAAUAAGAAGGUCAUCUACUGCACGAGCUUGAACUGGAGCGCUGAUGGAAGCACCUUGUUCAGUGGUUACAAUGAUGGCGUGAUCAGAGUCUGGGGAAUCGGGCGUUAUUAGGAAAUUUUUGACGAUCGCUACUGCUGAACUGUUUUUCAAAGAUUCCCUUUUUCGUAUGUCUUUUUAGUGGUUUAAAGAACCUUUUAGGAUCUUGUUUAAGAUGCUUGGAGCAAUAUAUGCCUGCCUCUACUCUUAUGUUUAGAAGAUUUGGCCUUUGGGCAGUCAUAUUUUUUUGAGAACAGAGAUAUAAUACCUGUUUUUACGGCAAAUCCAGUUCAUGUUGUCUUCUAAA